Eucalyptus grandis is the source of this 1933-nucleotide messenger RNA. Its product is annotated as probable polyol transporter 4. Gene Ontology annotation, cellular component: membrane. Gene Ontology annotation, molecular function: carbohydrate transmembrane transporter activity. The transcript has 2 exons. NCBI's taxonomy places the organism in Eukaryota, Viridiplantae, Streptophyta, Magnoliopsida, Myrtales, Myrtaceae. Gene Ontology annotation, biological process: transmembrane transport. Bases 127 to 1704 code for a protein of 525 amino acids. The record is from RefSeq and is a predicted model, not a curated record.
CAAGAACUUGACCUGACCAAAAAAAAAAAAAAAGUCUGACCCCCCACCUGCCAAGUCCUUGUCUAUGGGAGAACCGGAAGUCUCUUGUUAUGUUCGAUAGAACUCAGGCGGUGAAGAGAAGAGGAGAUGGGAUCGGCGGGAACCGGAGAAAAUGGGAGGGCAGAUUCACAGAAGGGUGUGAACGAGUACAAGAAAAUGGGUUCCGAGAUCGAGGACGGUGAUUUUGAGGACGAUUUGGUUCAUUACCAGCAGCAGUUGGAGAGGAGGAAAAGUACCAGGAGAUAUGUUUUUGCCUGUGCAGUCUUCGUUUCUCUCAACACCGCCGUCCUAGGUUAUGAUGGAGGUGUCAUGAGUGGAGCAAUUAUAUUCAUUCAGGAAGAUCUCAGAAUAAGUGAUGUUCAGAUAGAAGUCCUCAUUGGUUGUUUGAGCGUAAUUUCACUCUUCGGUAGCAUAGCUGGUGGCCGGACAUCGGAUAUUAUAGGUAGAAAAUGGACGAUGGCAUUAGCUGCUGUUGUCUUCCAAGUGGGCAUGGCUGUUAUGACCUUUGCUGAUUCAUUUCGAGUACUAAUGAUAGGAAGAUUGCUGGCUGGGGUUGGAAUGGGUUUCGGAGGCAUGAUAACUUCACUGUACAUUGCCGAGAUUUCACCAGCCAUCAGUCGGGGCACACUAACCUCUUUUCCAGAGAUCUUCGUGAAUUUAGGAAUCCUACUCGGUUAUAUAUCAAACUAUGUAUUUGCAGGCCUUUCGGUGCACAUAAACUGGAGGGUCAUGCUUGGAGUUGGAAUUUUACCAUCAGUCAUCAUCGGUUUUGCACUCUUUGUUAUCCCUGAAUCACCAAGAUGGUUGGUCAUGCAGAACCGAGUUGAUGAAGCAAGAUUGGUUCUUUUAAAGACACAUGAAGAUGAGAAAGAGGCUGAAGAAAGGCUCGCAGAAAUUCAAUUGGCUGCUGGAGCCAGUAAUAAUGCGAAAUAUGGAGAGAAAGCUGUGUGGCGUGAACUGCUGUGCCCUUCUCCUCUUCUACGACGGAUGCUAAUCACAGGUGUUGGAAUCCAGUGCUUCCAGCAGAUAACGGGCAUAGAUGCUAUUGUGUAUUACAGCCCAGAGAUUUUUAAAGAUGCUGGAAUGAAAGGUAAUUCAAGUCUUCUUGCAGCGACUGUUGCUGUGGGCGUUACCAAGACUGCUUUUGUACUGGUCGCAAUAUUUCUGAUUGACAAGCUUGGGAGGAAGCCGUUGCUUUAUAUUUGCACAAUAGGCAUGACUGUUUGCUUGUUCAGUGUCGGUGUCUCUCUCUCUUUGCUAAAGGAAGGAGCGGCUGGGGUAGUGCCUUUGCUGGCGAUUCUUUCUGUUUGCAGUAGUGUAGCUUUCUUUUCUGUUGGAAUCGGCCCUAUUUCUUGGGUAUUGUCCUCAGAAAUAUUCCCUUUGAGGUAUCGUGCUCAAGCAUCAGCGCUCGGGGCGGCUGGCAAUAGGGUGUGCAGUGGGCUCAUCUCCAUGUCCUUCCUCUCUGUUUCUCGAGCAAUCACAGUGGCAGGAACCUUCUUUUUAUUUGCUGCAAUGUCAGCUGCUUCUGUUGCAUUUGUUUACGCGCUUGUCCCAGAAACAAAAGGGAGAUCAUUGGAGCAGAUCGAGUCACUGUUUCAGAACCCACAUGAUUGGAAAGGAAGCCACCUCGAGAUGGAAGAUGUUGAGCAUCUUGUGCAGAAAUAGUCACUUAAGUACCAGCAUCUUCGGUAGACAAGCAAAUGACUAAAAUUUCUUUACAAGAAGCUGGUUACGGCAGAAAAAACCAUAUUUCGUCACGAUUUGUUGUCUUACAUUGUGGAUAUGCAUGCAUUGUAAAAUGUCAGGUUCAUUAUCCAGUAGAGAAAAUCUGAAGUUGUCAUUCUCCCAAGCAAGAGAAAACAGGACCUAUCAAAUUAGUGUUUGGCAGAAUUUA